Molecule: messenger RNA, 2770 nt
Organism: Anguilla rostrata (American eel)
Lineage: Eukaryota; Metazoa; Chordata; Actinopteri; Anguilliformes; Anguillidae
Product: heat shock protein HSP 90-alpha
Exons: 11
Coding region: 232-2427 (731 amino acids)
Biological process (GO): protein stabilization; protein folding; cellular response to heat
Cellular component (GO): neuronal cell body; perinuclear region of cytoplasm; myelin sheath
Molecular function (GO): disordered domain specific binding; ATP-dependent protein folding chaperone; ATP binding
Source: RefSeq, a predicted model, not a curated record
GUGUAACGUAGAACUAGGAAGCUUCGAGACGUUUCUAGAAGCUGUGGGGAAUGGGGAUGUUUCUCGAACCAUCAGAAGCAUUAUAAAAGCAGCCACGAGGCGUUCGGACUGUCAUCACUGCAUUCACCAGAAAGCUGGUAACGUUCCCUGUGGAAGACAGCAUCAUACAGGCAGUAUCACCGUUUCGGAACAUUGUGUAUUAUAUAGCAAACCUCAAAGAGUAACUACGAGAUGCCUGAAGCACAUGAUCAGCCCAUGGAGGAGGAGGUGGAGACCUUUGCCUUCCAGGCAGAGAUCGCCCAGUUGAUGUCUCUGAUCAUCAACACCUUCUAUUCAAACAAAGAGAUCUUCCUGCGAGAGCUCAUCUCGAAUUCCUCAGAUGCUCUGGAUAAAAUUCGCUAUGAGAGUCUCACAGACCCAUCCAAGUUGGACUCAGGGAAAGAUCUGAAGAUUGAGAUUAUUCCAAACAAAGAGGAGCGCACCCUGACUCUCACUGAUACUGGUAUUGGGAUGACCAAGGCUGACCUGAUCAACAACCUGGGCACCAUUGCUAAGUCAGGCACCAAGGCCUUCAUGGAGGCCCUGCAGGCUGGUGCUGACAUCUCCAUGAUCGGUCAGUUCGGUGUGGGCUUCUACUCUGCCUACCUGGUGGCCGAGAAGGUUACCGUCAUCACCAAGCACAAUGACGACGAGCAGUAUGCGUGGGAGUCAUCUGCUGGGGGCUCCUUCACCGUCAAAGUGGACUCAUCUGAGCCAAUUGGCCGUGGAACUAAGGUGAUCCUGCACCUUAAGGAGGACCAAACAGAGUACAUCGAAGAGCGCAGGGUGAAAGAGAUUGUGAAGAAGCAUUCCCAGUUUAUUGGCUACCCCAUCACUCUCUAUGUGGAGAAGGAACGUGACAAAGAGGUGAGUGAUGAUGAGGCUGAAGAGGAGGACAAGGAAAAAGAGGAGAAAGCAGAGGAUGACAAGAAUGAGGAUGACAAGCCAGAGAUUGAGGAUGUGGGUUCUGAUGAUGACGAAGACCAAGAAAAGAGUGGGGAUGACAAGAAAAAGAAGAAGAAAAAGAUCAAGGAGAAGUAUAUUGACAUGGAGGAGCUGAACAAGACCAAGCCCCUUUGGACACGCAACCCUGAUGACAUCACCAAUGAGGAAUAUGGAGAGUUUUACAAGAGUUUGACCAAUGACUGGGAGGACCACCUGGCUGUGAAGCAUUUCUCGGUGGAAGGUCAGCUGGAGUUCAGGGCCCUGCUCUUUGUACCACGGCGUGCUCCCUUCGAUCUCUUUGAGAAUAAGAAGAAAAAGAACAACAUCAAGUUGUAUGUGCGCAGAGUCUUCAUUAUGGACAACUGCGAUGAGCUCAUCCCAGAAUACCUCAACUUCAUCAAGGGUGUGGUGGACUCUGAGGACCUUCCCCUGAAUAUCUCCCGAGAGAUGCUGCAGCAGAGCAAGAUCCUGAAGGUGAUCCGUAAAAACCUGGUGAAGAAGUGCCUGGAGCUCUUCACAGAGCUGUCAGAGGACAAGGACAACUACAAGAAGUACUACGAGCAGUUCUCCAAGAACAUCAAGCUUGGGAUCCAUGAGGACUCACAGAAUCGCAAGAAGCUGUCUGAGCUCCUAAGAUACUACACCUCUGCCUCUGGGGACGAGAUGGUCUCUCUCAAGGACUACGUCACCCGUAUGAAGGACACCCAGAAGCACAUCUACUACAUCACAGGUGAGACAAAGGACCAAGUGGCAAACUCGGCCUUCGUGGAGCGCCUGCGUAAGGCUGGCCUGGAGGUGAUCUACAUGAUCGAGCCCAUCGAUGAGUACUGCGUCCAGCAGUUGAAGGAGUUUGACGGAAAGAACCUGGUGUCAGUGACCAAAGAAGGCCUGGAGCUGCCUGAGGAUGAGGAGGAGAAAAAGAAGCAGGAGGAGAAGAAGGCCCAAUUUGAGAACCUCUGCAAGAUCAUGAAAGACAUCCUGGAGAAGAAGGUUGAGAAGGUCACAGUGUCCAACCGCCUGGUGUCCUCCCCCUGCUGCAUUGUCACCAGCACGUAUGGCUGGACUGCAAACAUGGAGAGGAUCAUGAAGGCCCAGGCACUCAGAGACAACUCCACCAUGGGUUACAUGGCUGCCAAGAAGCACCUGGAGAUCAACCCAGACCACCCCAUUGUGGAGACGCUCAGGCAAAAAGCUGAGGUGGAUAAAAAUGACAAGUCUGUGAAAGACCUGGUCAUCCUGCUCUUCGAGACCGCCCUGCUUUCCUCUGGCUUCACGCUGGAUGACCCCCAGACACACUCAAAUCGCAUCUACAGAAUGAUCAAGCUUGGCCUCGGUAUUGAUGAGGAUGAUCUAUCCACAGAGGAGACCACAACGGCACCCAUCGAGGAAAUGCCCCCACUGGAGGGGGAUGACGAUACAUCCAGGAUGGAGGAAGUAGACUAAAAAGUAGACUAAAAGCUGUAUGGUGUAAACAUAAAAGGCAGAAUUCAGACUGGUUCUGUAAAUACUUGCAGGGUUGACUCUGAGUAUUGUUAAUGAGCCUGGAAUGCACGUUUUCCUUGUGAUCCCUGUUAUCAACGGUUCUGAAGGUGGACUAAUUCACCCAUUCCUUGGCUGUGGGUGUGAGUGUGCCCAAACAGCAUUCCAUUCUUUUUUAUUUUUGUAUUUAUAUUUUAUGUUCUGCUCUUCCCUUUUGUAUUUGUCAUUCCAUGUCAUAGUUUAAACACUGUAUAUAUUGAUUUAAAAUGUGGUAAUAAAAUAAAAGUUUACCCUUUCAGCCUACAAA